GUAAACAGCUUUCGAUCGGAUCAUUAUUUUAUAAUUAUAAAUAUAGUUUCAGAUUAAAUACAAGCUUUAGUAAAUUCUUCUUAUUUCUUACCAGCACAUCGACUAUUGCUACGUUAAAUAGAUUCCAUUUCACGGUAGACCUAAAUCGUCGUGUCAUUAAAAAUGGUGUUACAAGAAGAUGUUCAGAGGAAGUUUGAGAUGACUCAAAAACUAAUGGAAAUUUAUGAAUGGUUAUUGAAUAUGUAUCUCUUGGACUUUUAUGUUGACCAGCAAUGGGAUACUCUUCCAGAAUCCUGGUGCGAAAGUCUUCAAGCUAUGGAUCCCGAAGACAUGGGAACCCUUCUAUCAGGUGCACCAACAAAACAUAUGCUACCAUUAUCUUUUUUGUCAUUAGUUAAAUGUGCCCACACUUUAAGCAUAUCUCGAGAAAGAAAUAUUAACUGUAAACCUAAAAAUUUAGAAGAAUUUCCGCAAUCCGAGAUUGGUAAUAAUCCUAAAUUAAAGAACCUGUUCUUGAAACAUGUGAAAUUAAAGAAAAGGCACGAAAUAAAUUUAAUGGCCGAGAUUGUUAAUGAAACAGCAAAAAUAAGUAAUUGUGGAGCCGUUCUGGAUUUUGGUUCUGGUUUGGGGCAUCUCAUGCGGGUUUUGAGUUAUAAAUACGAUUUACACACAAUGGGAAUCGAAUGUCAGUCACAAUUAACAGAGCAAGCUAGAACUUUCGACUUGGAACUAGAGUACACAGCAAGGAAGCAUCUGUCAGAAGAGUUGAUGUCUAAACUUAAGCGACCUACGCAUUUAAACUUAACAUUAACAUCUCCUGAGCAGUUGCUUCAGCUGCCUUUAACCGCUAAUAUUACAGAGUAUGGCUUAGUCGGUCUUCACCCGUGCGGUGAUUUAGGACCGUUGUUGCUUAAACAUUUUGUUAAUUGUGAAAGGGUUAAGUUUAUUUGCAUUGUUGGUUGUUGUUAUAUGAAGUUAUCAUGCGAUUCUGAACCUUAUGGAUAUCCAAUGAGCGAAUAUGUUAAGAAGUUGGGUAGUAAACUAUCUUAUAAUAGCAGAGAGAUAGCUUGUCAUGCUAUUGAGACAUAUUCCGAACGAUUACUGAAGGGGCAAUAUGAUUAUUUAAAGAUCCAUGCGUUCAGAGCUGCACUGGAGAAGGUGUUAGUGGAACAUGAUCCCGCAUUGAAGCACUCCCCUGUUCGGAGCAUUAAACACUCAAAUACCAUGACUUUUGAAAGUUAUUGCAGUGCUGCGCUGUCACGGCUGGACGUAACAUUGUCCGAUAGCGCGGUGUGCGCGGGCGAGGCAUAUUUGUCGCAAUGGCGGCUCGUCGUGUUGCUGUACUCACUGCGGCUGCUUCUCGCGCCGCUCGCGGAGACUCUCGUGCUUCUCGACAGAAUGCUCUAUGUCCUUGAACAUGGUCUACAUUGCGAGAUACGGCCCGUGUUUGAUCCGAAGAUAUCACCACGCAAUCAUAUUAUCAUCGGCAGAAGAAUGUAAUUUUUUUCUUAAUGUAAUAAAACUAUAUGAAUCAUCAAAUAUAGUCUAUGCUUAAAAUUAUUAUGACUU
Messenger RNA from Papilio xuthus (Asian swallowtail), 1569 nucleotides. Its product is annotated as protein RRNAD1. The coding region runs from base 163 to 1500 and encodes 445 amino acids. NCBI's taxonomy places the organism in Eukaryota, Metazoa, Arthropoda, Insecta, Lepidoptera, Papilionidae. The record is from RefSeq and is a predicted model, not a curated record. The transcript has 6 exons.